Messenger RNA from Piliocolobus tephrosceles (Ugandan red Colobus), 2168 nucleotides. It is a transcript of the gene RPP25L, whose product is annotated as ribonuclease P/MRP subunit p25 like. NCBI's taxonomy places the organism in Eukaryota, Metazoa, Chordata, Mammalia, Primates, Cercopithecidae. Gene Ontology annotation, biological process: tRNA 5'-leader removal. Gene Ontology annotation, molecular function: RNA binding. The record is from RefSeq and is a predicted model, not a curated record. The coding region runs from base 1203 to 1862 and encodes 219 amino acids. Gene Ontology annotation, cellular component: ribonuclease MRP complex. The transcript is spliced from 2 exons.
UUUGAUUGUGUGAAUAGGAUAUUCAUUUAUCCCAUAUUUACCAAGAAGAGACCUCCAAAUGUCAGAUGAUGGGAGUAGAUAGGGCUCACCUAAUCCCUGCCCUGCACGGGCUAGCAGGAUAGACAGUACAGGAAAAGGGCAGUCCUAUCAGGUGGACACAGAAGAAAAAAGGGACUGAAGGGACCUGGUGAGUGAUAUCCAGGGACUUUCAGAGCCAAGGGAGCAGCAUGUGCAAAGGCCUUUAAAUUUCUCUCUUGGGAGCCUACCUGCUACCACUAGCCGAGAAGGGCAUCCUAAGAGGUUUGGAUGCAGGAAGUUUUGGUCCUGGGGAGGAGAAUUGGGGAAGUAGGGGCGCUGGGGCAAGCAUGUUGAGAAACAGAUUGGCACCGUACUCCACCAAAUGUUUGCUGCCCCCUUGUGGUUUCAGGGAGUGCUCUGGCACCAGAUCCUUUUUCCAACGGGCCCGCUGGCCGCCCCGCCUGUGCGACCUCUCUGGCACCUCAAAUUCAGCGCGUCCAAACCGCUCUGAAAUCUGGGAGUCAUCCUAGCUCGGAAUUUCCUACUUCUCUGUCCAAACAGUGGCCAACUCGUCACUAAACCUACCUACUAGUAUCUCCCAACUUAAUCUUUUUUCCCUUCCCACUGCGAUUUCUCUGGUUCAUUAAUGUAACAAAUCAUUUAACAAAUAUUUGAGCGCCGAUCAUACGCCAGGCACCAUACUAGGCUCCGUGGGCACCCCCGCCCCCUCAGCCCCCAGACUCCGUGGCAGGUGUCAUCAGGGGCUGCGGCCCGAUUUCCCCAUCACUCCCUCCUGGGCUCCCUUCACAAGAUCUGGUUCGACUGGCCCCUGGAAAACCCCCCGUGGUCUGCCAGCGCCCACAGGAUGAGGUCGAAGUUCAGAAGUCGGUAACUAAGGCUCUUGCCCGUGCAACAGCAGCCACUCCAAACUGACGCCUUUGUUCACACCCGCGGUGAAACCCACUGCUCCCGCUUUGCUCAACAGCUAACACCAGCCCUCCCAUCUUCUGAAGUCCAGAUCCCCCUCCUUAAGACGCAGAAGUUCCCCGACGGCCGCUCCUUUCUACCGCAGGGAACUGCCCUGCCUCCUUCCGGGGCGUAACAGCGGAGGCUGCGCUCGUUUUCCCAUACCCACUGGGACUGGUCUGGGGCGCCCUGGCCGGCGGGUCGUUUCCCGGGCGGAGAUGCCUCCGGUCCACUCCCUCAUGCCCCGCCCCUCAUGUCCCGCCCCCUCGGGGCGUGCGCGGCCCCGCGGCCUUAGCGCACUCCGGGCCCGCGCGCCAUCUUGGCUCAGGAUCGUGCGUGAGGCGGAUUCGUGGGCAGCGAGAGUCACAUUCAAGACAGCAAGCAGGAUGGAGCACUACCGGAAAGCUGGCUCUGUAGAGCUCCCAGCGCCUUCCCCAAUGCCCCAGCUACCUCCUGAUACCCUUGAGAUGCGGGUCCGAGAUGGCAGCAAAAUUCGCAACCUUCUGGGACUGGCUCUGGGUCGGUUGGAGGGCGGCAGUGCACGGCAUGUGGUGUUCUCAGGUUCUGGCAGGGCUGCAGGAAAGGCUGUCAGCUGCGCUGAGAUUGUCAAGCGGAGGGUCCCAGGCCUGCACCAGCUGACGAAGCUACGUUUCCUGCAGACUGAGGACAGCUGGGUCCCAGCCUCACCUGACACAGGGCUAGACCCCCUCACAGUGCGCCGCCAUGUGCCUGCAGUGUGGGUACUGCUCAGCCGGGACCCCCUGGACCCCAAUGAGUGUGGCUACCAACCCCCAGGGGCACCCCCUGGCCUGGGUUCCAUGCCCAGCUCCAGCUGUGGCCCUCGUUCCCGAAGAAGGGCUCGAGACACCCGAUCGUGAAGACCUGCUGAGCCAGCCUGUUCUCCAGGCCUGAAUGUCUGGGAUGCUUGUGCCUUUUCUGAGAAGCCCUGUGACUGUGCAACAUCCCCCUCAAGGUUUGAGUCCACAGAAGUGGACUUCGCUGUCAUGCUUUCCCUUCCCUCUAGCAUGUGGGAAGGGACUGCUAUGAAGAGUGACAGGUGUGGGGCCUCUGCCAAGUUCCGCGUUGCUAAAUAAGGGCUUACUCUGCCUUCUACUUACAAUGCAUCUGAACUGCCUUCUGAAAGAGAAGGGAUUUAGGAAAUAAAGUUUCUACCUAUUUGAUGA